Bufo gargarizans (Asiatic toad) is the source of this 3811-nucleotide messenger RNA. RefSeq names its product gastrula zinc finger protein XlCGF26.1-like. Gene Ontology annotation, biological process: regulation of immune system process; regulation of cytokine production; negative regulation of transcription by RNA polymerase II. The coding region runs from base 1498 to 3231 and encodes 577 amino acids. The record is from RefSeq and is a predicted model, not a curated record. The transcript has 6 exons. Gene Ontology annotation, molecular function: RNA polymerase II cis-regulatory region sequence-specific DNA binding; DNA-binding transcription factor activity. NCBI's taxonomy places the organism in Eukaryota, Metazoa, Chordata, Amphibia, Anura, Bufonidae.
UUGGCGGCCAUCAUUUCUGCUCAGCGUGAAUCGACUUCCAUCAGUGAACAGCACUGAGGCCCACUGGUCCCUCGUCAGGCGUAGAUGCUCCCUGGCCCAUGCAAGACGAUGGCGCCUAUGGUCAGUUUCCCUUGAAGGUUGUCUAGUACGCAGACCACACUGAUGUAAAAGGUUUUAAAUAGUCUGACGUGACACUUGGCUGCCUCUCACCUGCCUUACAUGUGCCUGGAGUUGUGUGGCAUUCAUCAUCCGUUUCUGUAGGGCAUUGUUCACAAUGAAGCGGUCAUCAGUGUGGUGGGAUGUGCCAAAGGAUGUCCACUUCUCUGCCUUCCUGUGACUCUUCCAGUCUCUCUGUAUCUCUGAUACUCUAACUCAGGGGCCACUUACAUCUGUGAACAUCCUGCUUCAAGCCUUGCAAUGGCAAGGUACUGUUGAUAAAUUGUUAGGUGUCGUCUUGGGCUCAUGAUGUUAGAAUGUGAACAGCAUGUUGAGGAGGACUGUUUAAAUACCAACUCUAAUUGAGCAAAGAAAUUUCUUGGGUGUUUCAUGGAUCAAACAAUGUCCUUUUGGAUCCUAGAUCUCGGAGAUAAGGUCACUUUUAUGUACAGAUACUGUAUUUACUAAUAAGCUUUGUAGAGGUGAAGAAGAAGAGAAGAAUCCUCUUAUAUUAUAAAAAGAUGUUUAGUUGGUGCAUCUAACACUAUAUAGACAACCCCAAGAAGGUGCAGGCAAUGAAAUUCUAGCCUGAGAUACCUUAAGGCUCUGAAGAAAAAACCUGACGAGAUGGUGUUUAGAAACCUUGCUUUGCAACUGUUCCUUGAUUGUGGUGAUUUUUUUUAAAAUACAUUCCACAAUGACUAGCAUAGUGUUAACAGCCUCAAAGUUGUCCUUGCUAGCUUCCAUGCCGUCUGAUGCAACUUGUUUGAACGAAGAAGACACCUCUUCUGUAGGAGAAGGUCUGGAAUGCCUGGCAGACUCCAGUAACUGUCUUUCGAGAUUCACUACAGGAACCAGGAGAAGUAAAGCCUUUAUGAAAGAAAGCCUAUGACUUAUCCGAUUGAUAGAGCAUGGUGAGAGCAAAGUUGGAUUUUAUAGUAUUUUCUGUCUGUCGCCAUAGCCUCCAGAUCUUGUUUCCAUCACUUCUUCACUAUCCACGAGAAGAUUGUAGAGUUGAGGCUCCACUCUUCUGGAAAAAGACCCUUGUAGCCUGUUUAUUAAAAUGAACCGUGUGGUAAAUUAGCUUGACUGAACAAGCAUUUGGUGGUUGCAAGGGUAAUGUUGCAAGUGAGCUAAGGUCAGUCUGACCGCUCUGAGAUCUCUUAGGUUGGAUGACCAUCCCUUCUUCUUGCCAAAUUUUCCGUGGGAGCAUCACAGAGGAACCCUGAUUCAGACUUAAAUAAAGAAGGAUCCAGUCAGAGAGAUCCACCAGAGAGAUGUCCCGGUCAUCUGUAUUUCCAGGACUGUCCAGAGGAGAAGCCGAAUGUCCCACUGGAUCAUAUGGGCCUCUUGAUGGAGACUCAGAAGCUCCUCACAUCAUUAGAUGGAUCCAGUCAGAGAAAUCCACCAGAGAGAUGUCCUAGUCCUCUGUAUUCCCAGGACUGUCUAGAGGAGAAGCCUAAUAUCGCACUGGAUCAUCAGGACCUUAAGGCAGAAAAUCACCAACCCCUUACAUCACCAGAUGGAUCCAGUCAGAAAAAUCUACCAGAGAGGUGUCCUAGUCCUCUACAUUCCCAAGAGUGUCCAGAGGAGAAGCCAAAUGUCCCACUGGUUUAUCAGGAAAGUGAUGGAAGUGGAAGCACGAGUGGCCUGGAGAACCCCACAUCAGUGUCAGUGACUGGUGAAGACCGUACUAGAGGCUCCCAGGAACAUCUCAUUUUAUCUCAGUGCUAUGAAGUAGAAAAUAAAUUGUGGACUGGCGAGAAAACCACUGGACGUAGAUUGGAUAGAAUGCUUGUAUGUUCUAAAAGUGGGAAACAUUUUAAACAGAAAUCAAAUCUCUCCGUGGAUGAGAGGAUUCACAGAGAUGAAAGAAAACACGUGUGUUUAGAGUGUGGGAAAUGCUUUACCUAUAAAUCAGUUCUUGCUCAACAUCAGAGAAUUCACACAGGGGAGAAGCCAUUUUCAUGUUCCGAAUGUGGAAAAUGUUUUACCUAUAAAUCUGUUCUCAUUGAACAUCAGAGAACGCACACAGGGGAGAAGCCAUUUUCAUGUCCUGAGUGUGGGAAAUGUUGUACCCAGAAAUCAAAUCUUGUGGAACAUCUAAGAACGCACACAGGAGAGAAGCCAUUUUCAUGUUCUGAGUGUGGGAAAUGUUUUAGUCAGAAACUGAAACUUAUGGAACAUCUAAGGACUCACACAGGGGAGAAGCCAUUUUCAUGUUCAGAAUGUGGGAAAUGUUUUACAGCUCAAUCAAAUCUUGUGGAACAUCUAAGAACUCACACAGAAGAGAAGCCAUCAUGUUCCGAGUGUGGCAAAUGUUUUAGUCAUAAAUCAAAACUUAUGGAACAUCUAAGAAUUCACACAGGAGAGAAGCCAUUCUCAUGCCCUCAGUGUGGGAAAUGUUUUACUCAGAAAUCAUAUCUUGUGAAACAUCUAAGAAUUCACACAGGGGAGAAACCAUUUUCCUGUUCAGAAUGUGGAAAAUGUUUUACAACUCAAUCAAAUCUUGUGGUGCAUCUAAAAACUCACACAGGAGAGAAGUCAUUUUCAUGUCCAGAAUGUGAGAAGUGUUUCAGUCACAAAUCAAAACUUAUGGAACAUCUAAGAAGCCACACAGGGGAGAAGCCAUUUUCAUGUCCAGAAUGUGAAAAGUGUUUUACCCAGAAAUCAAAUCUUGUAAAGCAUUUAAGAAUUCACACAGGGGAGAAGUCCUUUUCAUGUCUAGAAUGUAGAAAAUACUUUACGCAAAAAGAAUCUCUUCAGAAACAUCUGAGAAUUCACAAAGAGGAGAAGUCAUUUUCAUGCGGGGAAUGUGGGAAAUGCUUUAGGCAUAAAGAGUCUCUUAGGAAUCAUCAGAAAAUUCACACAGGAGAGAAGCCAUUUUCAUGUUCUGAAUGUGGGAAGUGUUUUACCCAGAAAGCGCAUCUUGUGAAUCAUCUAAGAAUUCACACAGGUCAAUUCCCCGCACAGACCAAUCCUAGUAGACCACUGACGGCGGUGAUUGACUGCAGCGGUCACGUGCCAGAUCCUGGAACAUCACAGCUGCUGUUUGUAAACAAAACCUGUCAGUAGACCCCGACUGGUGCUGCAGAGAACGGUGCUGAAGAAAGGGGAGAGCAUUCCAUGUGGGGGUUUUUUUUGUUUGUUUUUAGCCAUUUUAGGGCUAAUCCAAGACUUUUUAAAUUAUUUCAGAAAACGAUUUUAAAAAUGGAUGUUUCCUUAUAACAGUGGUGAAUUUGUAGUAUAGUUAUAUAAUACAGUUUCAAAAUCCUAUCAAGGGAUGGGGGAUGUGAAUUAGGAAAGCGGAGUGAGACCCAGACUUCUAAACAUUUUCAUAAGCAUUAAUAUUGAACUUUAAGAAUUCAUCCAAGUCUUUUUUCAAACCAUCCUCUGUUCCUGGUGGGACCAUGUCCUGCGGUGACUAUUUCACAGAUUCACAGUUAUGGUAAAAAAAGCCUUUCGUGUUGCUGGAGAAUUAUUUUUAUUUAUUUUUUCUUCAGACAGAGGCAGCGCCCACUUGUUUUUUGAGGGGAUUUUAAAUGGAACAGUUUUUUAUUUUAUUUUUUUGUGCAGGUCAUUUAUAUAUUUGUUAAUCAUUUCCUUCAGAGACGUCUCUUCUCAGGACUAAAUAAAUGUAAUUAUUUUAAUCUUU